Molecule: messenger RNA, 4302 nt
Organism: Peniophora sp. CBMAI 1063
Lineage: Eukaryota; Fungi; Basidiomycota; Agaricomycetes; Russulales; Peniophoraceae
Source: the annotation of a GenBank genome assembly
AUGCAGGCCGAGGUGCCGACUUCCGAUACCGAAGAGCAGGAGUAUAUCGACGCGGAGACUGCCGAGUACUGGACUUCGGAUGUAGAGGAACAGCAGCGAUAUCUCGAUGCCCUCAAUGCCGAUAAUUGGUUGCGCGCCAUCGACCGCGUGGGCCGUAGGACCUCGCAGCUGCGAACCGCGCACGCGCGAGCCAGUCCACCGCCCGCAUCGCAGCGUGCAACCAGUACAGAGUCAGAUAUCAUCUCGCAGAGACAAUCCACUCCACCUCUGCAAUUUCCAUCUUCGCCACUCAACACGCAUCCGCCAACGACGCCCUCCAGCAAUGCCGACCCGUUUGCUCUGCCCUUGAGCGCCGCGCCUUCCUAUGCCUCGCCGCACCCACAAUCUCACUCGUCUCAACUCUGGUCCCGCCACUCUUCGCUUUCACCUCUGUCGCAUCGAUCCCAUAGUCUGGCACCACAACGUCAGAUUUCUCUUGAAAUACCUACUUCCUCGCCUGCGCUAUCUCCUCGUUUGCCUACGCCAUCUCUGGCUUAUCCAUUCUCUCCGCCAGCACGACGGAUAACGCCACCACUACCGGAGACAUCGCCAUCACCCCUCCCAGAGACACCCCCUCCGCCUCCACCGCCGCCUCCACCGCCUCCACCAGACGAACCAACGGGUCGCUACGGCUUCCGCCAGCGCAAAGCGAACCAGCUCAAACCAUAUGAGCAUGAGCGCAGGGUCUACAAGCAGAUGUUUCGCCACAACCCCGACGCUAUCGUGCACCGAGCCGAACUUCGAGAGAAGACGCCAGGGGAGAGUCAAGAAGCCGGGCAGGGAGAGUCACAGCAGGACGGAGAUGCGGACGAGGACGAGGACAUGCAGGACGUGUAUUUGAGCCCUCGCAAACGACGGAGAAGUGUUAGCGAUGACGUACCUGGCGAUGAUGUUGACCGUCCGCGACAUCGACAUCGCGCGGGUGGCAGUUCUUCUGUCAAGCGGACGAAGUCAUUUCGGAAACAUCCCCAGAAGUUUCCUAUGCGGCCUCCUGAGCACACGGAUGGUCCUAGUCGUCCUCCACCGACGAGUUCGUCACCUCCGCUUUCUCCGGCUGGCAAUCGCGUCCAAAAAUGGCAGCCCGCUGCAUAUGUCGACUCGGAUGACGACGAAGAUUAUGGCCCACUACCGCUCGAGGGUCCGGUGCGUCACGAGUCGCCUAUCCUACUCUCCCCUCCACGCUUUGAUUCUCCUGUGCAGGCCCCGCUGGAUAACGGUGCAAACGAAGAAGCCGAGGAGGAAGCUGAAGACAACGAUGAGGAUGACGCCGCUUUUGAUUUCGACGACCGGUCCGACGAUGUCAUCUCUCUGACUGAUCGUUCAAGUCUGCCACCGCAGAGCGAUCGAUCGUUCUCCGAAGAGGCGACAGAAGUGUCUGCUCCCCGCCGUCGCAAGGAGCCAGACCAGGAUCGCUCUCGUGCACUCUCUAGACUUCGGCAGGAUCGCGUUCGCGCUCAGUCUCGAGCAAAGCCCGUGAAGCUCGCGCCUAUCUUUACUCAUCCUGGGAACCAACCUUUGGGCCAGAAGGGCCUGAAGAUCAAGUUGAAGCCCGGCCCUGGAAAGAGUCGCACAAAGCCUGUGCCGCAGGACAAGCGUAUCAAGAGGGUAAUGAAGACAUCUACAUCUCGUCGGCAGGCGCAGGUCCGCACGACGCAUGCUGAUAGACAAGAGCACCGUGCUGCUCGACGUGCGGGCAACGGUCAUGGACCCGCUCCAGUCCAGGUCGAAGUCUUUGCGCCUCCGGCGCGCAUUGCGCGAGAAAAGAGGCCAUACGCGACAGUUGACCUCGAAGACGACGGCAUACGGCGCGCACUCGCUCCGCUACAGCUGAAUAUGGUCAAUCGUACGGCCGCUCAAGCGCCUGCUGUCACGAAGCCUCAGUCUCGAGCUAUGGCACGCACGUCAUCGACCCGUUCGUUUGGGCGUACGUCGUCGGUCCGCACCUUCUCGCGCACGUCCUCUGUCGCGACCUCGAUCAACUUGGACUUCGGUCAGCACGGCCCACACGCCCCUCCUGCGCCACAUCACGCCGACAACGUGCGCGCCGUUGCUGCCAAUGCUCCCGUCCUCCGCGCAGAAGAGAUAAAGGCACCGCGGGUGGCCUUCAAGCUCAAGGACACUUUCCUAGGAGACGGCUGGUUGCGCGAGUUGAUGGAUACGCUUGACGGCGUUGUUCGAAAACCGCACAGGCCCGAGGUGCUCAGUCGGCGACUGUCGCCGUCCUCGAGUGCACAGCAUGUUCGGGAGGCUGUGCAACUGCUCUGUACGGCCCGCGACCUUCCCUGCGAACAGCUUGAGUUCGCUGCGCACAGUGCGGCCACGCAUAUCUCGUGGGCUUGCAACCCAGCCCGUACAGACGCGGUGUCUGAGGAGGACGUUAGACGCUUGUGGGACGCUGUCUGCGAGCACGGCGAGAACAUGGUGACACGCGUCGUGGAUAGCUCGGAGUUUGGCUCUGCCCUUCGCAUGCGUGAGGUUCUGUCGGCGCAUUGGAUCUCUCUGGAGCUCGUGCUGGCGUUCAAGCCGUCGCGUCAACUGAAGGAGAUCCGCGAUGCUGCCGUCUCGGAGCGGAUGGGCGCUCUCGUCACACGACUCGUCGCUGCAGGGAUCGAUGCUCCUCUUCGAUUGCUCGCAGCAGAGCAAGAAACCGAGGCUCAUGAUCCGCUUCCGACAUUGACUUUGUCCCUUUGGAUACGCGUUAUACACGUCUGCUCCAGAUACUCGCUCCCGCUAUCUGGGCUCGUCGGGGAUGCCGUUGCGCAGACCGUAGGGACUAACCCUGGCCUCAAACGUAGCGAGCUUGUAUGGACACUGGCUUACGGUCUCGGGGUUCUAUCUCGCUUCAACGGCAGCGGCGUCUACACUACCACCUCUAUCUGCGAUUCGUUAUGGCCACUCGUGACGCUUGCUCUUCAGUCAGUCCGUCUCGAAUGGAACUCCGAAGUCGACGACCAACUCGGCGAGGACGUGCUUCUCAAACGGGACGACUACCUUCGACUCAUCGUACGCCGGUGCUGGGUACUCUAUGACCGUCAUAAUUGGGUUCUGGAUCUUGACGGGUUGCGCGUCGUCGAGCAGCUCGCUGCAAUCUUCCGUAGCCGCAAGUUCGCCAACCUUUUGCACGAGUCGUGCGCACUCCCAGCCUUCGUUCUGCACCACGAGCCCGAGGCGCUAUUUCGGUCUGACGAAGAUGAGACGGCGUUCAUCACUUGGCUGAAGCUCUUCGCUGUUGUCAUUUGCGAUAGCACGCCGGAGAUGGCGAACGCCGUUCGCAAGUUCAGGCUCGGGGUAACGCCCGUGGGCAAAGCUUCAAUCGACGACCCGACUGCGCCGACACAUAAGGAGAUGUCUAUGUUCUGCAAUCGUCUGUCUUUCGGCGCCGCCUUCCUCGCGAUGCACAUUAGACGUCCCAAUGACGCACCCCGUCGCUCCCUCGACAGUGCUACCAGCUUCCUCAAUAUCAACAUCGGCGCCUGCGCGGAAUCCUUGCGUUCGGUGGCCAUCGACGCGAUUGCAUGUAUGGGCUCUUUUCAACAGCGGCUCAGUGGCUCUUGGACCGAACUCGCUAAAUGGGGUCAAUUGACCAUACGUGCGCUACGGCAAGAGUGGAUCAACUCACCCGGGUUAUCGGAACGUCUUCUCUCACGACUCCUGUUCAACGUCGAAAAAUUGCUCGAGUCUGAGCGCGAGGGAGAUUGCGCGUUUUUGGCCGUCAUGGAGAUUGACGACUCGCCGAGUCGCGAAUCGUUGGGUCUCUGUAUUACCGAGGCACUCAGCCUGCCUAUCGAUGUCCUUUGUGCUCCAAGUGUUGGACCUAUCACUCGACGGAUCAUCGGAUUAUGCAUCGCGUAUGUCGCCCGUCAUCUCUCGGUCCGGCCCAAGGAGCAGAAGGAAGAGAGUCAGGAUGAAUUCGUGGGGCUCUUCGAGGGCAUGACCGACGCGGAGCUUGCCCAAGUAGAUGGCUUACAGGAAGACCCGAUCAAGAAAAUGGCUCGGGGGGUGGCCCAGAUGAUCGGUAACGACAUUGUCCCCACAUUACAUCGGAUAAUAUGUGGAUUUUCUCUAGAGUCGGGCAAAACACCAACUUCUGAGCAAUCUGCUUGGCUUACAAUGUGGCUGGAGUCUGUGGCAGCCGAUGUCAAGUUUCGUAGUCGGGAUUGGAGCAUCUAUAUGGGCAUCACUUCUAGGUCACCUUCACGUAUAUCAGAUGGAGUUUGGAGGGCACAUGUGGAGAUGCAACUCUUCGCAUAUGCUACUAUCUAA